Acanthopagrus latus (yellowfin seabream) is the source of this 1523-nucleotide messenger RNA. RefSeq names its product nitrilase family, member 2 (gene nit2). Gene Ontology annotation, biological process: oxaloacetate metabolic process; L-glutamine metabolic process. The record is from RefSeq and is a predicted model, not a curated record. The coding region runs from base 135 to 995 and encodes 286 amino acids. The transcript is spliced from 10 exons. NCBI's taxonomy places the organism in Eukaryota, Metazoa, Chordata, Actinopteri, Spariformes, Sparidae. Gene Ontology annotation, molecular function: omega-amidase activity. Gene Ontology annotation, cellular component: mitochondrion.
CGUGCUAAUAGUACAGACUCUUAUUUUGAAAGCCAAAAACUUACCGGAAUUACAUGCCCUUGUCUUGUCUGCCUGCUCUGGACUCCAGGUCCAGGGUUCUGGACUGUUAAACCAAACAGGACCGCUCUGCUUAAAUGUCAACUUUAGCUAAAGCGAUGUCCAAGUUCCGGCUGGCUGUGGUCCAGCUGCAGGUGACCAGCGUCAAGGCGGACAACCUGAGCAGAGCCCGGAGGCUGGUGAAGGAGGCUGCGGGUCAGGGCAGCAAGGUGGUGCUGCUGCCGGAAUGCUUCAAUUCUCCAUAUGGAACCGGCUUCUUCGCUUCAUAUGCUGAGAGGAUCCCAGGAGAGUCGACUCAGGUGCUGUCAGAGGCAGCGAAGGAGAAUAAGGUGUAUCUAGUGGGAGGAUCCAUCCCUGAAGAGGAUGGCGGGAAGUUGUAUAACAGCUGUACAGUGUUCGGGCCUGAUGGAGAGAUGAUCCUUAAACACAGGAAGAUUCACCUCUUUGACAUCGACGUCCCAGGGAAAAUCCGCUUCCAGGAGUCUGAGACGCUGAGCCCAGGCGACAGUUUCUCAGUGUUCGAAACACCGUUUUGUAAAGUGGGUGUGGGGAUCUGCUACGACAUGAGGUUUGCGGAGCUCGCACAGCUCUACAGCAGGAGAGGCUGUCAGCUGCUUGUCUACCCGGGAGCCUUCAACAUGACGACUGGUCCAGCCCACUGGGAGCUCCUGCAGAGAGGAAGGGCGCUUGAUAACCAAGUGUACGUGGCCACAGCGUCUCCUGCCAGAGAUGAAACCGCUUCAUACGUCGCCUGGGGUCACAGCACUGUUGUCAGCCCAUGGGGAGAAGUGAUCUCAAAGGCCGGACCAGAGGAGGCCGUUAUUUACGCUGAUAUCGACCUGCAGUAUUUAGCCGACGUCCGGCAGCAGAUCCCGAUCACAGCUCAGCGUCGGGACGACCUCUACACGGUAACAACUGUGAAGGAAGGAUCGAGCUGAUCACUGCGACCUCGAGAGAAAGAAGGUUUGAAGGAAACCGACACUAACUGUGCAACAGAGUCUCCCUGAAGCACGAGACUUAAUUGUUUUAAUUGUGGGAAACGGAGAUGCAGCCUGAGUGGUCGUUGAUUCACCGAUGCCAACAUUGUUUGGGCAAGACGACACCGCUCACCUCCUGAGGACGGGACUGUGAUUUGUUCAGUGUAACGUCUGAAUCGUUGAUCAGUAGAGAAUUUAUUACGAUUUUGCUAAGCAGUUCAUUUUUUAUAUAAUUUUUGAAGUAAAACAAAACAUUUUCCGGUUCAAGCUUCUCUAAUGUGGCAAUCAGCACCCUUUAAUGAUUCACGUAUUGAAUUGAAUCUUUGAUGUUUCUUGAGCAAAAAAAAAUGCUCCAUUCAAAGAAACUUUUUGGCAAAUGAAAGAUUGAACUGAAUGUGGCUCGAGAUGUUUCAAAUGUAGAAAGUAUCAUGGUCGUCACUACUGCAGUGGAAACAAUUAACAGAUCUGUAAAUAAAUGAAAUAAAACAG